AUGGUCGAAGAUUUUGUAAUCGGCAUUGCAUCAAAACUUGGUGAGUAUCUGAUUGCUCCCAUUGGCCGCCAAUUUGGGUACGUGCUGUUCUACAAGAGUUACGUCAAAGAUCUCAAAAAUGAAGUUAAGGAGUUGGAGACUGCAAGGCAAAGGGUACAGCACGUUGUUGAUGAAGCCGGUUGUAACAGAAAACCUAUUCAAACUGAUGUUGAGGAUUGGCUGGAGAGUGUGAAAAAGGAGGCUAGGGAAGCAGAAAACCUGUUAGAACAUGGCGAAAGUGUAAAAAGUGCUUGCUUCUGUGGGUGGCUUCCCAACCCCGUGGUGCGCCAUCCAAUUGGCAAGAAGGUGAAGAAGAUAACUAAAGUAAUUCAUGGACUCAAUGAGAAAAGCAGAAAUAGUAACUUCCAGAAGGUCUACUAUGAGAAUACUCCGAUAGGAUUUGCCAAUGACACCACUUCCACUGCAAGACCUGUUGAAAAGAAAGAAGAUGGCCUGAAGUCGAGGGCUUUAAUCAUAGAGGAUAUAAUGAAGGCUAUAGCUGAUGACAGGGUGCGUGUGAUUGGGGUUUAUGGAUCAGGAGGGGUUGGCAAGUCCAAACUUUUGGAGGAUGUCGAAAGGCGAGUGAAAGAAGAGAAUCUAUUUGAUGUGGUUGCCAUGGCAAAUGUAUCACGCAAUCCCAAUCUAAAAAGGAUCCAAAAAGAAAUCACCGACGUAUUGGGCCUACACCUGAUGAAUGAGAAAACUGUUCGUGGGAGAGCAUACCGUUUGCGUGAGGCGUUAGGGAGUGAUUCUAAGAAAAAUGUUCUCAUCAUUUUGGAUGAUCUAUGGGAGAAGUUAGAGUUGAAGGAAAUUGGAAUCCCUUGUGGAGAUGAUAAUAAAGUAAGAGGCUGCAAGUUAUUGUUAACAUCUAGAAAUCGAGAUGUUUUGCGUAUUGCCAUGGGCUCUGAUCAAGAAUUCCGACUCGAUGAGUUAAAGCAUGAAGAAGCCCGAAGACUCUUUGAAAGGACAUUGGGGGAAAGAGUUAACGAUCCUGAGUUUGAAACUUGGGUAGAUGGAGUGGUAAGGAAUUGCGGAGGCUUGCCACUUUUGAUUGUUCCGUUGGCAAAAGGAUUGAAGCACAAAGAUUUGGCUGCGUGGAGGAAUGCUUCGACCAAUAUAGACCUAUCAGAUGUCAAAUCACUUGUGAAGCUUAGUUACAAUGACUUAAAAGAUGAAAGGAUUAGAUCAUUGUUCCUGGUUUGUGCACUAACCUCUGGGAGAAUUUCCACAAGGGAUUCGCUUGUGUACUGCAUGGGUUUGGGUUUAUUUAAAAAAUGCAGCAACACCAUCCAAAAAGCUAGAGAUAGGUUGAUUGAGGAUCUACAUACCCUGCAAGACUCUUUGUUGUUACUGGAAAGUGAUGAUAUGGAACGGUUCAAAAUGCAUGACAUAUUUGUUGACGUGGCCAGCUCUAUGCAUGAUGAAUUUAUGGACAUGAAAUGGAUUGCCUUGGUCGGGAGGAAGGAUUACGGGUUUAAAGAAUGGUCCGAGAAUGAGCUUAAAAAAUGCACCGCGAUAUCCUUCCCUUAUGUUGGCAUUGAUGAGCUCCCUAAAAAAUUAGACUGCCCAAACUUGAGGAUGCUUCUGUUAUUCGAAGACAACCCCUCUCUCAAAAUUCAUGAUUCAUUUUUUGAAUCUAUGAAGAAGCUCCAAGUCUUGGACUUGACUGGCUUAUCUUUAACCUCUCUACCUUCAUCGAUUGAGUUCCUUGAAAACCUCAAGUCGCUAUCCCUGGAUUUCUGCCAUUUGGAUGAUGUGACUGUUCUUGGAAAGCUGAAAGGAUUACAGUUCCUAAGUUUCCUAGACUCUACAAUCGCUCGGUUGCCCCCAGAAAUAGGUGGACUAACAGAAUUAAGAUUUUUGGACUUGAGAGAGUGCGCCAGGCUUAAAGUUAUCGAACGUGGCGUGCUUGGAAGCUUGGUUAAUUUAGAAGAACUAUACAUGGAAGACGGUUUUGAUCAGUGGGAGGCCGAGGAUGAACCAUCGCAAAGCAACGCCAGCCUGGCUGAGUUGAAGAGUAUGAAAAAGUUGAGCACUUUAUACAUCAGAAGAAACCAGCAGCUUCAAUGGCGAAAACGGGCCGAUCGGAGCUCCGGCAAGCGGGUGGUUGGCAACCGGUGGCUCCCGGGGUCUUGGGGUCUUGCUGGAGGUUGGGAUGGGCGGAGGAAGGACCCGAAUGGGAGAAAAAUGGCCGAAAACGCGAAACAGUGCAGGCUGCAGGCGGACCGACGGACCGGCGACUGGUUCCUUCCCGGCGGCUCCCAGGCCGGCCGGCGGCUCCGUUCGGGACGAAAUUGGGCUCGUUGGAACGGUCUGUCUCUCCCGGUCACGGUGAUAGGUGGAUCGUUGGCUGAUUCAUCCGGGAAGACCACUUUUGACUCGAUUCUUUGA
Molecule: messenger RNA, 2430 nt
Organism: Eucalyptus grandis
Lineage: Eukaryota; Viridiplantae; Streptophyta; Magnoliopsida; Myrtales; Myrtaceae
Product: disease resistance protein RPS2
Exons: 2
Coding region: 1-2430 (809 amino acids)
Molecular function (GO): ADP binding
Source: RefSeq, a predicted model, not a curated record